AUGAAGAUCUACCUCCAAUCAGUUGGCUAUGAUCUUUGGAACAUUGUUGAGACUGAGUUCACAAACCCAACCACUCUAUACACCGAAUGGACACUUGCUCAAAGGAAAAAUGUGAAUUUGGACUCCAAGGCAAUGAAUGCGUUGUUUUGUGCCCUGGACAAGAACGAGUUCAAUCGCGUGUCUACCUCUACAUCUGCACAUCAAAUUUGGCAUACUCUUGAGGUAACACAUGAAAGAACUAACAAAGUUAAAGAGUCAAAAUUUUUUGUUCUUGUUCACAGGUUUGAACUAUUCAAGAUGAAAGAGAAGGAGACCAUCACGGAGAUGUUUACAAGAUUUACAGAUAUCACAAACUCCUUAAUUGCACUAGGCAAAGUUUACACUCAAGUUGAAAUGGUGAGGAAAAUCCUAAGAGCACUCACUCCAGAAUGGGAGAAGAAGACUACGACAAGAAGAUGCCAACGAUUUUUCAACUAUAACCGUAGAGGACCUCAUCGGCAAUUUCAUGGCUUAUGA
Asparagus officinalis (garden asparagus) is the source of this 516-nucleotide messenger RNA. RefSeq lists its product as uncharacterized. The transcript has a single exon. The coding region runs from base 1 to 516 and encodes 171 amino acids. Lineage: Eukaryota; Viridiplantae; Streptophyta; Magnoliopsida; Asparagales; Asparagaceae. The record is from RefSeq and is a predicted model, not a curated record.